GCAAAAAGGUCUUGCUUACUCAUCAUUGUUCCUGAGCGUUUGAAGAAGACAGAGCAGGUGGAGUACUUGGAAGGGACAGAAGGAGGAGCUGUCAUUGGUAUCCACCAAGUCUUACCCAAGGUUCUCAAGAAGAGAAUGAGUGCCUCAAUCACUUUGCUUGCACUCUUUUGUGUUCUGCCAUUCGCCUUCUCCAGUUCGGUCAUUUAUUACACAAGUUCCAAGGGGAUAUGUGGGGAUAAAUGUGAUUAUCAUGGCUAUGAAUACACUUGGUGCAAACAAUAUGGUGGAAAUGGGAAAGACUGGGACUAUUGCUCUUUAGAAGAAGGUCUGUCUGCUUCAGGCAAAAAAUGUGCCACAUCUUGUGAUUUUUUCGGGGGCUCGUAUCGUUACUGCUACCAUGAAGAUGGAGGAUGGCAUUACUGCGGAUUGCACAGGACACACGAUUUCCUUGAAUACUCCCAGGAGAACCAUAUAUGUAUCAAGAACUGCAGAGCAACUCAAGGUUCUUUCCAUUGUGAAACCAUCUACGGUCCUCAACGCUGCUCUCCGUUCCAUGACAUAACUCCUACUGGCUUGCCUUGCCACAACAACUACCGUUGCUCUAAAUAUGGGCACUCCUCAUAUCGCUGCCUUAUUGAUGACAAUAAAUCCAUGUGGGACAAUUGUGGACAGAAGGGCUUGGAUGGGUGUGUUUGGGUUACCUAUGAGAGCAAUUCUUCCCAGGUAGAGGUCUGCACACUUUCCAACACCCUGAAGGAAGGCAAGGUCAUCUUCCGCAGAGAAAGGCGAGACAACAUGCUCCCUCCUACUAAGGAGGAAUUCAAAAAUGCUGUCCACCUUAUUGAUAAAAUCAUGAAAGUCACAAGUCACCCUGGUCCUGGUCCUGAGGAAACCAUUACCUUCUAUAAGCAGGAAGAUAUAUUCUGCAAGGGCAUCAAUUAUACCAGUGUCGAAUUGCACAUAAAAUUAUCUGAUGAAACCACCGAGCCCAUUGCACAUGUUGUCUUCCCAACAUUCCUGAACUCUGCUCAUCUCCUGCGCCUAGCAUUUUACACUAGUCUCCACAGCACUUUUCAUCCACCUGCCUAUACCAUUGCUGUGUCUUUUGAUGAGCCAAUGUUAUGUUCUACUGAUCAUCAAUAACAAAUUAGCCUGAUCAUCUUGUUUGUAUAUCUCAUAGUGAUUUGUUUUUGACAUCUGCGCAGUUGCUGCUUUGCCAUAAUGUAUCAUCACCACUGUAUUUACCAGUAUUUGUGGGUGCUUUCACUUCCCCCUCCCCUUACCACAAUAUUAUGUGUAGCAUUAGAUAUUUUAGUUGUUGGGCUAAAUCCAAUUGCAGUUGUUGUCAAGUAACCAUCCUCAGUUAUGUUGAUAGGUAUGCAUUACUGACACCUGUAGCUAUGCUCAUAAGAGAGCAUACAGCAUACAGUGAGACUUUUCACAAUUCCCUGGCUUUUGGAGGUAUCCUUUGUAAUUGCUUCUCAUGAAAACUACCUGAUAUUAUUGGAAUUAAU
Anolis sagrei ordinatus is the source of this 1514-nucleotide messenger RNA. RefSeq lists its product as uncharacterized. Lineage: Eukaryota; Metazoa; Chordata; Lepidosauria; Squamata; Anolidae. The record is from RefSeq and is a predicted model, not a curated record.